Octodon degus (degu) is the source of this 1780-nucleotide messenger RNA. It is a transcript of the gene Snx18, whose product is annotated as sorting nexin 18. The transcript has 2 exons. Gene Ontology annotation, molecular function: phosphatidylinositol binding. Gene Ontology annotation, cellular component: plasma membrane; cytoplasmic vesicle. The record is from RefSeq and is a predicted model, not a curated record. The annotation marks the transcript as partial. Lineage: Eukaryota; Metazoa; Chordata; Mammalia; Rodentia; Octodontidae. Gene Ontology annotation, biological process: cleavage furrow formation; endosomal transport; plasma membrane tubulation.
GCGGGCCUGGCGGCGGGGCGCUACCGCCUCUCCACGCGCUCCGACCUGUCGCUGGGCUCGCGCGGCGGCGCGGCCACCCCGCAGCACCCCCCGUCCGGGGCCAAGAGCUCGGCCACCGUGAGCCGCAACCUCAACCGCUUUUCCACCUUUGUCAAGUCUGGCGGGGAGGCGUUCGUGCUGGGCGAGGCGUCGGGCUUUGUGAAGGACGGGGACAAGCUGUGCGUGGUGCUGGGACCCUAUGGCCCCGAGUGGCAGGAGAACCCCUACCCGUUCCAGUGCACCAUCGACGACCCCACCAAGCAGACCAAGUUCAAGGGCAUGAAGAGCUACAUUUCCUACAAGCUGGUGCCCACGCACACGCAGGUGCCUGUGCACCGGCGCUACAAGCACUUCGACUGGCUGUAUGCGCGCCUGGCCGAGAAGUUCCCCGUCAUCUCAGUGCCACACCUGCCCGAGAAGCAGGCCACGGGCCGCUUCGAGGAGGACUUCAUCUCCAAGCGCAGGAAGGGCCUGAUCUGGUGGAUGAACCACAUGGCCAGCCACCCGGUGCUGGCCCAGUGCGACGUUUUCCAGCAUUUCCUGACCUGCCCCAGCAGCACGGACGAGAAGGCCUGGAAACAGGGCAAGAGGAAGGCCGAGAAGGACGAGAUGGUGGGGGCCAACUUUUUCCUGACCCUGAGCACCCCGCCUGCUGCCGCCCUGGAUUUGCAGGAGGUGGAGAGCAAGAUCGACGGCUUCAAGUGCUUCACCAAGAAGAUGGAUGAUAGUGCCCUGCAGCUCAACCACACAGCCAACGAGUUUGCACGCAAGCAGGUGACAGGCUUCAAGAAGGAGUACCAGAAGGUGGGCCAGUCCUUCCGUGGCCUGAGCCAAGCCUUUGAGCUGGACCAGCAGGCCUUCUCUGUGGGCCUGAACCAGGCUAUCGCUUUCACCGGAGAUGCCUACGAUGCCAUCGGCGAGCUCUUCGCGGAGCAGCCCAGGCAGGACCUGGAUCCGGUCAUGGACCUAUUAGCGCUCUAUCAGGGGCACCUGGCCAACUUCCCGGACAUCAUCCACGUUCAGAAAGGAGCUCUUACCAAAGUAAAGGAGAGUAGGCGGCAUGUGGAAGAGGGGAAGAUGGAGGCCCAGAAGGCUGACGGCAUCCAAGACCGCUGCAACACGAUUUCCUUUGCUACUUUGGCUGAAAUUCACCAUUUCCAUCAAAUUCGAGUAAGAGACUUUAAGUCACAGAUGCAGCAUUUCUUACAACAGCAAAUAAUAUUUUUCCAAAAAGUAACACAGAAGUUGGAAGAAGCUCUUCACAAAUAUGAUAGUGUUUAAUAUCUGGACAUUGGAUUGUGGACUCUUUUCAGUUCAAGGAUAAUUUCUACAGCAGAGUAAAAACUGCUAUCAAAGAACUAUUGCCAACUAUCAGUGGUGGUACAAGGAUGGUUUUGUGUUCAACUGAAGCCCAGCUGAAUAUAUAAUUAUGUAGAAGAGAAACAGUUAAUAUGGUUAUAUAAUAGAAACAGUACCACACAUUGUAAUUAAAUUAUACUAUGUAUGCCUACACUACCAUUGUAACUUUUGGAAUAAUGAUUAUACUAUUUGCCUUAUUGCUUUUUGAAGUAUGGGUAUUUUAGUGCAUACUUUGUAGACCUCAAAGCCCACAAAGGGUCUCAAAGAAUCUGGCUGGAUAACAGCCUGCUGUGGAUGCCUUCUUACUCUCCUAGAUUGGGAUUACCUAAAUUCAACCUAUUCUCUGUUUACAAACUCCAACUAGAGCAGCUAUGCGACUUUG